Molecule: messenger RNA, 2312 nt
Organism: Saccostrea cuccullata (small rock oyster)
Lineage: Eukaryota; Metazoa; Mollusca; Bivalvia; Ostreida; Ostreidae
Product: integrator complex subunit 6-like
Exons: 16
Coding region: 1-2184 (727 amino acids)
Biological process (GO): snRNA 3'-end processing
Cellular component (GO): integrator complex
Source: RefSeq, a predicted model, not a curated record
AUGAAGGACAAAGGUCAGGAGAGGGUCAGGGGUUCAAAGCCAAUUGAUGGAGAGAAAAAAUGCUACUGCAGGAUGCAUUAUAUGGCAUUGACAUGGGAAUAUGGGGCUGGUUGGAAGGAGAGUCAUGCUACAUUUGUGAAUGAACUGAAGAACCUACAGACCCAGGGCUUAACCCUGAUGGGCCCCGCCUUGAAGCAUGCAUUCGACCUUCUCAAUAUUAAUAGAAUGCAGACAGGCAUUGACACUUAUGGACAGGGUCGGUGUCCAUUUUACCUGGAGCCCGCUGUGAUAAUUGUAAUCACUGAUGGAGGGAAACUGACCACAAUGAAUGGAGUCCAGCCUGAGAUAAACCUGCCCAUGAACUCUGUUGUACCUGGAUCUGAGCUGACAAAGGAACCCUUUAGAUGGGAUCAGAGGAUAUUCGGACUAGUGCUGAGGUUGCCUGGAAACGUUCCGGUUGACAUGACAACCAAUACAUUCAUUCCCUCUGCAGAGAAUCAUCCAUUGGAUGCUAUGUGUGAUGUCACAGGAGGUAGAUCAUAUGCUGUGCACACCCAAAAGAUGCUGAAUGGAGCACUGGAAAGUUUAGUUCAGAAAGUACAGGGAGGAGUUGUGAUAAACUUUGAGAAAAUAGGGCCAGACCCACCUCCUUUAGAAAUCAAAACUGAGAAUGGCCUUGAUAGUAAUGGAAACACAAAAGAAAACCAGGACAUUAACACACCAAUCAAGUUGGAGUUGGAGGAAGAGAAGAAGACAAACUCUCCGAUGAUGGGUCAGUCCGUGCCUAAUAACAGUUGGCACAACUGUCGACGACUCAUCUACGUCCCCCGCUCGGCUCAGAAGGGCUACUCCGUCGGGCACUGGCCCAUUCCUGAGGCUUUCUGGCCGGACACAACUAAUUCCACUCUACCUCCCCGCUCGGCCCACCCUGCGGUGAAGUUUUACUGCUCCCCCUGUGAGCCCAUGGUGAUUGGAAACCUCCCGUUUGAUAAGUACGAGUUGGAGCCCUCCCCCCUCACCCAGUACAUCCUGGAGAGGAGGCAGCCCAACUCCUGCUGGCAGGUCUUCAUUAAUGGCAGUGCUAAAUAUAGUGACGUGGGACACCCCUUUGGGUAUCUGAAGGCCAGCAGCACCCUGAGCUGUGUGAAUCUGUUUCUAAUGCCGUACAAUUAUCCUGUGCUGCUUCCUUUAUUAGAUGAACUGUUCAAAGUUCACAAGCUGAAGCCAACACAGAAAUGGCGAAGUCAAUUUGACACGUACCUCAAAACCAUGCCAUCAUAUUAUGCUGGGCCCUUGAAAAGAGCCUUGGCCAGAAUGGGUGCCCCUAAUCUAGUCCCUGACAAUAUGGAUAACAGUCUGAGUUAUAGUGUAAUCACCUACUUAAAGAAACUCAAAAACCAGGCCAAGAUUGAGAUGGAUCGGUUGAUAGCAUCUGUUGGUCAGAAGGUUCCUCUUCACGAGGGUAUUAAAGUGGACUCUAGAACUAAGACCUCUGUUCUACAGAGGCGGGACUUUAACCAGUUGUUACAGAACGCGGGCGGGAAUCUCCAGAACCUAAAGCAGGAACUGAACGAUUACAACACGUUCACUGUCGCGGUGGCCGACAGGGACAUCAAACCUCAAUAUUACAGAAAUCCGUAUGAUAUACCUCGAAAAAGCCUUAUAGAUCAAAUAGCUAGAAUGAGAUCAAAUUUUCUACAAAAGUCCUACCAUAGAACAAAACUUGUGGAUGAUGCGCGGUCAUACCUUGUGUUAAAUCCAUUUAAGGUCAAGAUGAACAUGGUUGAUGAGGCUGAUGACCCGACAAUAGAUAAGCCGUCCAAGCGUCGGAGCUUAGAGAGUCCCUCUCCUGGUCCCAAAAAACGCAAAGUCGGUCCGCUCCCCAAGGACUACGUGUUCAGUAGAUCCCCCACCCCUUCCCCACCUGCCUCUCCCAUACUGGACCAGAUGAUAGAGGAAGACUUCAAUCCAAAACCAGAACCUACAGAUUACGACAACUUGUUUCACCAAUUAAAUUCAGUCCAGGGAAAUGUGGAACUUAAGUGCGCGUUUAUCAGUGAUGUCAUUCGUGAAGCCAGUCGCUUCAAGAAAAAGGUGCUAAUCCAAAUGUUGGAACAAUUUCAGAACUCGCUGAUGCAAGUGGAGGGGAGGAAACGUAACAGCUUCACCAUGGAAACCAGAUGAUAUUCAAUUUCUCAGACAAUUUCAACUUAUUGUGACAAGAUUAUAUUCCUCAAUGAUAACAGACGAAAUCAAUCUGUCAAAAAUUUACUUCAUUGUUGCAUUAUGAAUUUAUGAGGCAUAUAUUUAGA